Molecule: messenger RNA, 6294 nt
Organism: Labeo rohita (rohu)
Lineage: Eukaryota; Metazoa; Chordata; Actinopteri; Cypriniformes; Cyprinidae
Gene: smap2
Product: small ArfGAP2
Exons: 10
Coding region: 486-1739 (417 amino acids)
Biological process (GO): regulation of clathrin-dependent endocytosis
Molecular function (GO): GTPase activator activity
Source: RefSeq, a predicted model, not a curated record
UACACAAAGGGGUUGUAAUUCACAUCAUUGAAGAGCGAACAUCACGACCGCAACUGCCGGAUUUAGUUGUGCGAUCUUUCAGACACUGAAUGUUUUAAACAGCACAUGAAGCAGUGCGUGGACUAAGCGCAGCUGAGCUGAGUGAUACUCAAGUGUAGUCCUUGAAGGUGCUCGAUGUGUCUCUGAUACUGCGGGUGGAAAGUUGGGUGUCAAGAACCAGCGAAUGUACAGCGAAGAAUAUGUUGUUGUUUUUAUAUGAGCCGUGGUUCAAUGCCUUUUCCUCUUCCUGGUAAGAUUAGCGGAAGCCAGCAGUACAGUACUGUGUUUUUUUCUCUUCAUCUGCAGCAGCAGCCGGUUGUGACAAUCAGCGAUCCGCUUACCGGUGUGUUUCAUCAACGGACAAACAUCUAAACAUCUGAAUAUCAUCUCAGCGGCUUUGGACUUUUUAUCACGGAGCAGGUCGAAUCACAUACUGAUUUCUGAAAAUGACGGGAAAAUCAGUCAAAGACAUUGACCGCUAUCAGGCUGUUCUCACAUCUCUGCUCGCGUUAGAGGAAAACAAGUUUUGCGCCGAUUGUCACGCCAAAGGUCCCAGAUGGGCAUCCUGGAAUCUUGGAAUCUUCAUUUGUAUCCGCUGUGCGGGAAUCCAUCGGAAUCUUGGCGUGCACAUAUCACGAGUUAAAUCUGUAAACCUGGACCAGUGGACUCAUGAGCAGAUACAGUCUGUUCAGGAGAUGGGGAAUGCCAAAGCUCGGCGACUAUACGAGGCCUUUUUACCAGAGUGCUUCCAGCGCCCAGAGACAGACCAAGCUGCUGAGAUUUUUAUACGUGACAAAUAUGAUAAGAAAAAAUAUAUGGAUAAAUGCAUCGACAUCCACUCUUUCAGGAAAGAAAAGAGUGAGACAGUAACAAAAGAGGCUCCUGUUGUUUUUGAAAAGAUGAAGCUGAAAAAAGACGAGUUGCAACAAUUCAAAAACAGUCCAAAGCAGUCACAGUCUGUUAAUGACUUAUUAGGACUAGAUGCCCCUGCUCCUCAAGCUCCCGUGUCCAAUGGCAAACCAAGCACUGAACUCAGUCCCGCCCUUGACCUCUUUAGCUCUCUUCCUCCUGCCGUCAGCAGCUCAAACUCCUCCAGGAGCACGCCUAGCUCAGGGUCCAUGCCCACUGGACGGGUAGCAGCUUCAGUGCCCGAAAACCUCAGUCUGUUUCUGGAUCCCCCAUCCAAAAGUGAAGACAGCGGAAAAAAGAUGUCUAAGGACUCAAUCUUGUCCUUGUACGGCAAUACAGCACCACAAACAAACAUGGCUGCUCAUGCUGGCAUGUACAUGGGAGCAACCCAGAUGGGCUACGUCCCUGCUGCAGGAUACGGCCAAUACCAGGCUCUGGGUGCCCAGCAGGGCAUGAUGGGGCCUAUGAUGGCUCCACAGAUGAACAUACUGGGACAGGCAGGUGUCAUGCCGCACACCGGAGUGGCAGCUGCUCCUCAGUACAUGGCAGGGGUGCAGGGGGGCGUAAUGGGAAUGCAGAACGGGAUGAUGGGAAGCAUGGCAACAGUUCCUCAGCAGGCAUAUGGAGCACAGCAGGCCCAACAGCUGCAGUGGAACAUCAGCCAGAUGACUCAACACAUGGCGGGAAUGAAUUUCUACGGUGCCAAUAACAUGAUGGGAUACGGGCAGCCCAUGGGCGGGGCGUCAGCCCCCGGUUCAAAUCCAGUGCUCGGGUCACACGUGUGGAAGUGAUGAUGUCACAAAGAGAGAGUGGGACGGCGUGUCAGAAUUGGUUGGGCUCGGUUGGCGCCAAGACUGACUGACAGCAGAAGGGGAACAGAUUGUAGGAGCAAACACUUUGGGAAGUCGAUUAGAUGAUCGUAACCGAAGCAAAGUCUCUACCUCCCUCAUUCUCAGAGCCAGAUUCUCAUGCUUGCCUUCAAACAGUCACAUACUCAGAGAGAGAAUAGUGUCAUUCGCAAGGUAUACCGUAGUGCGUAUGCACUUCUCAGCCGAAUGUCACAGCUUUGUUUCUAGAUGAUGUGUUUUUGCAACAUUCGCUUGAAGAUUCGGUUUUCUGUUCUUUCUUUGACCAGUGUUAGGAUGCGAUCACAUUUACUGUUUUUGGGCGAAUUUUCACGGGCAAAAUCCACACAGUUUGGAAUUUUGCUUGAGGGUGAAUGAUUUUCCCCUCAGAUUUUGCACGUGAGUUUGAAUGAAAGUAACCUUUGUGUGAGCUGUGCUUCAUUUUUCACUGUUGACAAUAUACAGUUAACCUUUUUAGCCCAGUGUUUCGCCAAUAUGUGACAGCAUCUUUAGUUUCAGUUAAGAAAGCUUGUUUCAUUUCAGAAACAUUUUAUCAUUUAGAUAUGUAACGCAGUAUGUCUCAUCAUAAGCAUGUUUGCAUUCAUAGAUGAAUGGCUAAAAGCCAUUUUAGUUACCUUUUCUGUUCUUCAACUGAUACUGCUGAGGAAAAUGUUUAUUUUGCUGUCAGGUUAUACUCUCGUGUUGUCGUCUUUUUAACGCACAGGGUACAACUAAGCCACUUUGACUUUGCUUUCUGUCACACUCGCUCUCAACUCAGGAGAAAUAAAGGCUUGGGAGGAUGAGGGUUCUCACAUCCAUCUCAUAGCAGGACAUUUACAUUCAGCCAAAGAUUUAUUAACUUUUUUUAUUUAUUCAGCAGUCGGCACAGAUCUUCGGAACGAUAUGUUCUAGAUGGAUCCGUGCUGCUGUGUGUCGUUUCAGAGCAUUGCGGUUUGACCUCAAGAGUUUAAUGGCACCAUUGAUUGUAUUGUGCACUGCUUUUCUCCUCAUUACUGAGUGUGCAGGGUCACCGCUGGUGGAGAGAGUGAAAUUUUGGGACACUGAGGCUGCAGUUUGGACCGAGACCAAAUGAAUGUUUCACUCUGACUGCUGCCCGGAGAGCAGAAUUUGCCAUGGCCACUGUGUGAAGUUCAUUCGAAGCAGUCAGCUUGGGGUUUUAUUGACUUUGCUCGCUGUUUGUUUGAGCCUGACGUACUUCUAAAGUAACCAAAUGCGAUGAGCUUCACUCUUGAUCUUAUUAGAGCAUGUGAAAAAAGAAGCUAGGACCCCUUUAAAACUGCUGGGAAAAAUGGAGAUGGAUUACUGGUCUGGUUUCAGACUGGUUUUAGGCACUUACACCAACUUUAAAUUCUAUCUUAGACUGGUUUAGGUUGUUUUUUUUCAGGGUUAAGCAGUUGUACAUGAGUCAUUCUGUAUUUAUGGGUACAUUUCAUGCCAGCCAAAAAGUCGUCUUUUUUGAUAAAUAAACUAGGGGGUUGAAUAAUACAUGCCCUUAAUGUGCUAAAUUAAUUAUUUGGCAAGCGUAAGCUCUAAUGACUUUUUAAAUAUGUUAAAUAUUAUUUUGUCAACUGUGUUACAGUGUCAAAUGAAACAUGAAUGAAGUACCAUAUGUUUGAUAACACAUUUGUUUGAAGGUUUUUGAGUCUAUUCACCAGAGUUUUUGAGGUUAUCUGUCGAACUGAUUUAAAACUAUGAAUUUGGGGCUAUAUAAUGGGCGUUCUGUGGGAUGCUGUCAUGAAGGAUGGAAAUUUUCUUUAACACAAAUCCACAGUAUGCUAAAGUUAGUGUUAUUCACUAUCUUACCCAAGACUUCCAUCUCCAGAGAUAUCCCCAUCUUUUUUUCCUGACAGUUUAGUUCACAUUUAAAAGAUUUAUGACAUAAAAACCAUACAUAACACAGUUGACAAGAGUAACACAGUUGGCAGGAGAUAAUAGAAGAAAAAAAGAAAUCUUUCUUCAAGAUAGAAACAUUUUAUCUUAAAUUUUCAGUUCUUUUUCAUCAGUGACCAAGCAGAAAUAGACACGUCAAAUCUGUAAUAUUAUAUAGGUUUAAUAUUAUAAACAAAUGUGAAUAUGUUAUAAAUACUGAGUUCAUAGAAAGUGUGGCCGUGAUUAAUCAGUUAAAUCAUGCAAACCAUGAUUUUAGGCAAUUCCUAUGUAAUUUAUGUGUAAUGACAAUAGUUUGUGAAUAUUUUUUAUCAACAACACAGCAGUGUGAGCAUAAAUUGACACUAAAUUGCCAUCAUUGUCAACCGUGUUACAGUUGAUGGGUAACACAGUUGACAUUUUUGCAUAAGGUCAACAGUUCGCAUAAGGCCCUAAAAUUGGCCAAAAUGUCAACUGUGUUACCCAUCAACUGUAACACGGUUGACAGGUAACACAGUUGACAUUUUGGCCAAUUUUAGGGCCUUAUGCAAACUGUUGACCUUGGACGAGUUAGUACAUGACCUUGUUUUUAUAUUCUUUCCCUACAUAUUUAUAAAUAUAACGUGACGCAAGGUCACCAGAACAUGUUGAUAACACAGUUGACGGUCAAUUAAUCAAUUAGUUAUGAUCUACCACACUGUCUUCUUUUUUUUGUGUGUGUGUGUGUUUUUAUGCCUUUAUUUGGAUGGGACAGUGUAGUUUGACAGGAAGCGAAAUUGGGGAGAGAGAAGGGGGUGUGAUCGGGAAAAGUCUACAAGCUGGGAUUCGAACUUGGGUCGCCCGCAGCGCAAUAGCGCUGUAUGUCGACAUGCCGACACCACACUGUCUUCAAAUUUCCCUACAAAAAAGGAAAUUCUAUCAGGGGAUGUUGGACAUGUGACUUUGGAACAAACCAUUGCUGAUGUAUAGGGGGGUUUCAUAGGAAAUAACAUAGUUGACACUGAUUUCUCAGACAUACACAGAACUGAUGAUUUCAUGUAGGUGCAGCACAAAAACAGCAAAUUCCAGUAUAGAUAUGCCAUUUUUGCAAGAUAAAAGAUGGGUAUCUGUUGGAUUUUUGUAUUAAAUGAAAUUAGAAAUGUCCCCUGAUAUAAAAGUGAUCAUUGCUUGAAGUAAAAAGUUAGUCAAAUUUGAUAAUAGAGUCCAUGGACAUGACAUGUACCCCUAACUAUAAAAUGACUCACAUGUAUUAAACAUGUCUGUGCUUUUUUUGUUACGUUUCAGGUGUUGUUUUUAUCUUUCACAGCCAUAGAAACUCAAAAUGUUCUGCCCAGGAAGCUAAUUUAUUUUCCUCAGUGAUUUGUAAAGGAGUUCUUUGUUCUAGGCUUCUCUACAAUAUUUGGUUGCUGUGUUUUUCACUGUAGCCUGAAUGUGAAGAUUUGUUUGCUAAUAUUCCUUACGCUUUUUAUACCUUGGUGAACAUGAUCUGAAAUGACACUGUCAUUGUGGUCUUGCACAUCACUGCCCUCUUCUGGCCAAUAAUAAUAAGUGAUCAUCAGUGAUGUACAGCGUUGUUUGUAUCACAUCAUUUGUUGCUGAAUGUGUUUUUUAUUGUGAAUCUGCACUGCAUUUUUUAGGUUUUGUAUAUUCGUUUGCUUUAUUUUGAUGAAAUGGGACCAUUCUUUUCUCAUUAAUUAGGCACACGAGCUUGUAAAUACCAUGUUUGUGAUAUUAUGAGACUUAUAACCCUCUAUAUAUGCUCCAAAGUUUUAUCUUUAAUUUAAAACGAUUGUUAUAAUGGCACUUUACAAUAGCAGCUUGUAUGCAUGAAUCGUUCAUUGAGAUUUGAUUAGACAACAUUCAAUUUGUGUGCAUGCUAGACAUUCCAAAACCGCAAUCAUUAGAUGUUCAAACUGACCACAUAUCAGUGGGCUGAAAAGUAUUGCUGCUGAUUUGAUUAAUCUCAGCAGGUGGAUCUGCUUCCAAACUUUCACUUGAAUGUAACUGUCCGGUUUGAGUGAUUUGGACCAGGUCAUUGGAAGGAGAAUGUUGUAGUGCUCUGUGUAAAGCAAUAUGGGCUCCUGUUUAAAAUUUGAUUUACAAUAAUACAUCAGCAGAUAGUUAAUCCGUAGAGAAAGCAAUCAUUUUAGAAGUCUACAAAAUGCAACUGCUAUGUAUACAGUGCGAAUUUCAUGCCACACAUAAAAUAAAUGCUUUUGUUUUAAGCUAGCGGUAAAUGUUACAAUCUCUAUUGCUGUUUUUCCUUUUUGGAAUAUGGAGGGCUUGUUUCCACACACGCUUGCAGACUCAAGGAAGAGACUCCGACAGCUGUGUAAUGGUUUUCAUCGCUCCUUUUGGUGAAACGGUGCUAAAACAUAAUCUGCCCAUAUUACGUUGUGGAGGUCUUGAAGAUUCUUCCUCUGUGAACUCUCACGUGAGAGGAUGUACCGUCAUCUAAGUGUCUGUUAUGCUGAAGUGAUCACAUCAUUGUGGCUCACAGUGAAUGUGUACAUUUGUGGGUUACUUGCAAAGUUUGCAUUUAAGUUCCUUUUCAGAAAUGCAUUAAAAAGGCUUGAAUGUAAAAUAAGAUGAGAAAUAAACAUCUUGACUGCAA